AUGGAAAUCAGGAUGAAAAGGAUGAGAAUGAGGAUGAGGGAAAGGAUGAUGAGGGAUGAUGAGGGUGAAAAGAAUGAUGAGGGAACGCAUGAUGAGGAUAAAAAAGAGGACCAGGAGGAAACGUAUGAUGCGGAUAAAGAGGAGGAGGACAAUGAGGGAAAGACAGUUUCCCCUGUUAGACAUGCCGAUGAUGUUGAGGAUGCAGCCGUAGUUGCUGGAUUGAUGGAUCUCACAGAACAAGUGUUUGAACAGCCAAUGACAGACAAAAGUUCAAUUGGAGUUGAAGAGAUUCCAAAAGCCAAGUACACAUUUACACGGGGAAGAAAAAGAGGUUCCACAUCGAGACGUGUAAAUAUAUAUAAUCCAAUGCGAACAGAGUGUCAAUCACAAGAAAGAAGCACCAACCAAAAUAUUGAUGGUCCUUGGCCAAUCAAUUUAAAGAGGUCGUAUUCGACUCUUUGGAGACAAGGAUUUGAAGCAUGGGUAAGAAACAGGGCUGAGGAUACAUCUUAUUUGGUUGUUGGUGGAAAGAAGUUAUACAAAAAUUGGUUUAUCAACGCAAUGACACCCGAUUACUGGUUGACAGACCAGCAUAUGGACGUCGCAAUGUACCUCCUCAUGAAGAGGAUCAAGCAAUACCCUGCCAUAUUCAAGAAGAAGGUUGUGCUGUUGGACACUAUAUUCACUGUAUCAGUUGAAUCCCACUUUAAUGAGUUCACUAAAGAUCCUCAUAAUGUUGGAGAAUGGGACAAACAUGAAGUCUUUGAGCACUAUAUUUCUGGAAAAAACCCUGAAGGGUCCAUACCAUUGAAUGGUGUAGAUUACAUUUACUUUCCCAUGAACUGGAGAAAUAUCCAUUGGGUUGCAAUUGAGGUUGAACAAGGAGGAUUGCAAUAA
Tripterygium wilfordii is the source of this 897-nucleotide messenger RNA. RefSeq lists its product as uncharacterized. Gene Ontology annotation, molecular function: cysteine-type peptidase activity. Gene Ontology annotation, biological process: proteolysis. The record is from RefSeq and is a predicted model, not a curated record. Bases 1 to 897 code for a protein of 298 amino acids. Lineage: Eukaryota; Viridiplantae; Streptophyta; Magnoliopsida; Celastrales; Celastraceae. The transcript is spliced from 5 exons.